AUGGCCUGGGGUGGUUGGUGGAGCGGGGCGUGGUCUUCCGACGGCGACUGGCGGUCCUCCGCCUGGGCCUCCGACAGCGGUUGGCGGAGCGCCUGGCGGUGGCCCUCCGCCUCGAGCAGCAGGGCCGCUGCCGCGGAGGCGGAGGCGGAGGCGCACGCCGCGGCUCCAUGGCGCGACGAGGGGGGGGGCCAUGGUGCAGCCGAGCGCGCCGGCCCCUCCCAGAGCGUUCCGCCGUGGGAAGCCAAGGGUUUCGCUUCGGCGAGGCACAAGCGGGGCGGCAAGAAUCGGGAGAGCAAGGUGAAGUGGCGGCUGAAGCACUGGUUCGGGGGCGCGCGCCAGGGGCUCCCAGAGCAGCCGGGCCCGCCGCUGCCAGAGGAGCCGCCCACGCCUGGACCGUCCGAGGCCGAGCAGUCCAUGGAGCUGGAGCUGGCGAGCCGCGCGCCGCCGCGCGCGGAGGAGCAGGGGCGGUUUCCCAUCGCUGGCCGAGCACUGCUUCUUUCCGCCAUCAACGAGCGGAUCGAG
This is a messenger RNA of Prorocentrum cordatum, 522 nucleotides long. The record is from the annotation of a GenBank genome assembly. Lineage: Eukaryota; Dinophyceae; Prorocentrales; Prorocentraceae.